AUGAGAGAAAAAACGGUUAUUGGCGAUUUACGAGCGAUCAAAAAACGGUUGCAGAUUUGGUGGUUUCUCACCACGAUCUUCGUGGAUGAUGAGUUUGAUUUUAAUGGUAAUGUGGGAGUUGAUCCUGUCUUUUCGGCCACGUUCCCCUGUUUCUCCAUAUCGGUUGGAGUCCGAUGUGAUGGUUUAACCUCUACGCAAACAAGAUACUAUAAAAGGAGUUUACAAACAAGAGUUUGGAUAUGCUUCCUUAUAUCUUUCAUUGCAAAAAUCUUGUUAUUCCCCCUCAGAAUUUACGAUACUCUAAACAAAAUGACAGACAAUAUUAGGCGUGCUAUGCAAGAUAUUGAUCUUGGUAGUGAAGUGGCGCCAUUUGUUCUCCCUCAUGCGGUGGUUCAACAAGCAGCGGAAGAAAACCGUUUCAUUCUUGUGGGACGCCCUACCAUGCCGAGACGUCAAAACAUUCGUGCCAUCAUCGCAGCAAUGCCAAGAAGUUGGGGAUUAGAAGGACUUGUUCGUGGGCGAACAAUGGAGGGACGACGUUUCCAAUUUGUAUUCCCAUCAGAGGAAGCAAUGGAGACAGUUAUCAGACGCGGACCUUGGGCCUAUGCUGACAGAAUGAUCACUCUUCAGCAGUGGUCUCCCCUGAUGGAUAUGAAUCUCUUGAACAAGAUCCCUUUCUGGAUUCAAGUCAGGGGCAUACCCUUCCAAUUUAUGAACCGUGAAGUCAUCAUUCAUAUUGCAAGGGCUCUUGGUGAAUACAUCCAAAUUGACUAUAAUGAAGAAGUGGGGGGAAGAAUGGAGUUUGUGCGCAUCCGGUUGAACUGGAACAUCAACAGCCCUCUGCACUUUCAGCGUAACUUCCAAUUCACACCUGGAGUCAACACCUUACUCAAACUACACUACGAAAGACUUCGUGGUUUCUGUGAGACAUGUGGUAUGAUGACUCACGACUCUGGCCGGUGCUUGAUCCAAAACGGAGGCCCAGAAGAGGAUCCUGAUGAAGAUAAUGAUGAUGACAACAACCAAGGACAAGAUGAUCAACGCCACCAUGAUAUGGGAGUUUACAUUGAGGAGAUCAAUGAUGAAGGUGCAAACAUGGGCGCUCAGGAUGACAUUCCGGAAGAGCCAGUGAUGCAGGAAGCAGAGAUGCCUGAACAGCAAGUAGAAGAAACGGUUGAGAAGGAAGAUGACUUCUGGUCUGGUGAAUCUAUGGGUACUAUGUAUUCUGGUGAUUUGAACAUGGAAGAGAUGUAUGCAAGCAAACCAUUUGUUCCAAGGCAUGAUGGUAGUCAAGUUCUCAAACGCAAAAUCUGGAUGAGUGAAACUACAGACAACAAAAUGAAGUUUUCUGAAGAGACAAGAGGGGAACGGAGCAGUCAAGAUGGCGACAAGAGAAAGAAGAAGAUUGUAUCAGAGGAGAUGAAAGGGGCUGGAACGAGUGAAGGUCCAUCCAACAUGUGGAGAGGCGCGGUGGGCCCGGAACCACCACUGCCUCCAUGAGAGUAGCCGCUUGGAACUGUCGAGGGAUAGGUAAAGACUCGACGGUUCGACGCCUGAAAGAGAUACACUACAAGUAUCUCUUGGACAUCAUCUGCCUGUCAGAAACAAAGCAACAAGACAACUACAUUAGAGACUUAAGCUGCGAUCUCGAAUUCCCUAACUAUGUAUCUGUUCCUCCUAUAGGCUUAAGUGGUGGUCUAACCAUCUUUUGGAAGCAAGAAGUAGAUGUAACCGUGUUGUAUCAGUCUGCUCAUCUUAUUGAUUGUAAAGUUAUCUUUAAUGGAAUCAGUUUCUACUUGUCUUUUGUCUAUGGAUACCCUGAACGUCAACACAGACACCUGUUAUGGGAAAGACUAGAACGCAUAGCAGUAAACAGACAAGGACGUUGGUUUAUAACGGGUGAUUUCAACGAAAUCCUAAAUCACAAUGAGAAAGUAGGAGGCAAUGCGCGAUCAGACAUCAGCUUCAACGAAUUCAGACAAAUGAGUCGGGUUUGUAACUUCACUGACCUUCAACCAGUAGGCAAUAG
Brassica napus (rape) is the source of this 2029-nucleotide messenger RNA. RefSeq lists its product as uncharacterized. The transcript has a single exon. The record is from RefSeq and is a predicted model, not a curated record. Lineage: Eukaryota; Viridiplantae; Streptophyta; Magnoliopsida; Brassicales; Brassicaceae. The coding region runs from base 1 to 1500 and encodes 499 amino acids.